CACGGUCACUUUUACAAGGGAGUUUAGAGAGAAUGAAUUCGGAUCCCUCUUUCCGAGGUUUACAAGCGUAUAUAUACCAAGCUAAAGGGGACAAGGCCACAUGCGGCCACGUGGGGGCACGCUGCUGGCGUGGUGCGAGGUGACUGGUCUCGUCCUUGGGCUACCUUGGCGUCUUGUGAGGGGGAUUACUUCCCUUGUCGCUUUCUGGCUUGAAAACAUUCCUUCAGCAUCUCCACUGAUUUCCCUGCAAUGCCAACCACUACAGUCCAAGUCCCUUUGGACUCUUCCUGCCGACUCCAAAAACUACGCCGGUUGGUUCUUGAAGAUCCAGCCCGGAUCCGAUUUCACGCCGGUCUACUCUCAAGAACACAAAACAUUGUGUAUGCUUUCUUGAAGAGACCAUUAGCAUGACCAAUGUUACACAAAAACAUCAUUGGAGGCUCAACUUUUAGUGUUAGUUCAUGAUUUAGAAUUUGUGAAGAUCUAAUCGAGUUCAAAUACUCUAUAGUGUGUAAAUCACAACCUAAAGAAGCAUUCAUAUCAGAUUGACAUGUAUUAUCACUACUCAGGCUACCUCACUCAGAUUCAAUAUAAGGGGGCUAACUCCAACAAAAUAGGUUGUGGCUUUGGCAAAUGUAGAAUUGAUGUUCAUUGCUUUAUUGGAGUUGAUGCAGAAUAGUAGCCUUCAUAGCGGAGGACGAAACAAUGCUGAAGGUGUUGUGGUUA
Molecule: messenger RNA, 726 nt
Organism: Cuscuta campestris
Lineage: Eukaryota; Viridiplantae; Streptophyta; Magnoliopsida; Solanales; Convolvulaceae
Source: the annotation of a GenBank genome assembly